This is a messenger RNA of Sycon ciliatum, 2878 nucleotides long. RefSeq lists its product as uncharacterized. The coding region runs from base 823 to 2025 and encodes 400 amino acids. Lineage: Eukaryota; Metazoa; Porifera; Calcarea; Leucosolenida; Sycettidae. The record is from RefSeq and is a predicted model, not a curated record. The transcript has 3 exons.
UUCGAGCAGCCCGGCAGCAAUGAAAGCACGAUCGAGUACCCUGCACUGCCAUGUCUGUGCAUGUGCCAUGACGUUUGGUGUUGUAUGACUAGUGCCAAGAGCACCUAACCCCCCAUAGGGCCAUACUCUUGGUAGUGCUGCGAAUCAUACAGAACAUACCGGUAUCACAGAUAAGAGCGUCUAGACAAUCAUAAUCAUUACCGGUCUCUGCUAUCGCCCAUCAAAAUGAUGUUAGAUGUACGCUACCUUGAGUUUUGAAUCGAAAUAAAUGUGAGAAGGUACAUGACAAAACGUCGUUGAUAUGAACCCAUGCUAGUUGAAAGUACUAGUUCAGUGCAAGCUGCAGCACUUGAAAUAUUUGUCCAGAGUGACAGUGACUGAGUUCCAUCUUAGAAUCCUAGCUUUUGGAUCCAGCCAAGAAGUGCUCCGGAGAUUUUCGGGACGUAGACUCAAACUUUGCGGUGCAGCAAGCCGCAGGCGCAGGUGAAACAACUGACGGGAGAUUCGUCAGACUCGGCAGCAAAUCUGAAUUGUUUUCAGGACUGAAAUAAUUCGUCGGCUCAGGCGGUACAGCAAGCCACCGUAGAUCUACGUGCAGUCUACAUACGCUGCAGCAAUAGCUGCUCCUCGCCCUCGCGGCCUCGGUAGAUCUGUAGCUAGGUCCAGCGUUUACGGCCUUGGUAGUGGCUUUCCAGACAGAUUUCAUUGAAAAGGCAACCAAUAUUUUAUUUUUUUACUGCUGUUACUUGCUUGCGCCGAUCUGAGGCUGAGAAAGCACCCAGGCUGUAACUGGGAGUGGGUGUAGAGCCGACCAGCGUAAGCAUGCCUCACGGUGGAGGUCAUCGUGGGGGUGGCGGCGGAGGUUAUCACGGUGGUGGCGGAUACCAUCAUCACCACCACCAUCACGGACACGGUCGUGGUGGUCGUCGCGGCCGCUGCAGCUUUCUGUGCUGCUUCGCCUGGUGCUACGCGGCUUUGAUAUUCGGCUGCUUGAUCACGCCUCUGAUUCUAGCCUUCAGCACGUUCGGCACAAAAACAUACGAGUUAAGUCCUCGCGCCACACGGCUGGUCAGCCUCAACACAAUCUUCAACGACUGGGUGACACUGUCGACAAAGGACACGCUCUCUCAGGCUGCCAAGAUGAACGCCUACGUCGUCUCCGCUAAGCCGCCGGUCCUGCCGACGCCCGACAAUUUCACACUGAGCGUGAACCGGUCUAUGUAUUGGGACGACUACGAGUUUUGGAGUUUCUAUCUCAUCGUACCGUCCCGGGCGGAGCUCAACAUCACCACGAAGGACAGCUUUGAGUUCUACCUCAUCCAAGGAGAUGACGCCUUCAAACAGUGGAAGGACGGCAACUACGAGGGAAAGUACACGGCCACGCACACCUACUCCGGCUCAACGGACAGUCGCGUGCACGACGUGCGUGCGUUCAGCGGUGACGUACCACACGACGACAUGUACUACUUUGUCGUGUCGCGCGACAGGCACCGCACAGCGCACCUCGGCCACUUCGUCGUCACGUUGGACGUGCAGCGUUCGCUGUACGACACCAACCUGACCACCUCACUUCUGGCAGAGUGCACGCUGGCGUCGAAGGACCGGCCGACUAACUGCACCACGUCCCUGUCGUAUCGCAGCACCGGCUACGCACUCUUCGAAGGGCCCGAGCUGACGAACGUGACGGACAUGGAGACGACGUACAGCGGGCAGGUCACGUAUUCGUCUCGCGUGGGUCUCUACGUGGGCGCGUUUGGCGGUCCUCCACUCACUCUAACUGCCGUCCUAAUCAUACUUGGAUUCAUUGCGAUGAAACCAUUUAAGUUCGGCUCUAGCAGCAGCAGUAGCUCUCGUCCCGUCACCGUCACACGGACCGAGACCUCUCCGCUGGUCGGUGCGGCAGAGUCAACCGAGCCGUCCGCUCCACCGAGCUACGUUGCCACGGCACCGGUAGUGCCGCAGCCGACCAACGCCAUGUACCCACCACCGCCCAGCUAUGCUUCGCUCUCCAAGACGUACGGUUAGGAGGUAACGCAAUGCAUCAAUGUACAGCGCUUGUCAAUGACGUAAUUUCGUAGCAUAAACACCCCACACAGCCACACAGCCACCUGGGCAUGGUCGUCUGGGGUGUUGAACACAGUGCAUUCCUGAACCCAGCGUACUACUCACAUGCAUUACUCAUACCUCCCAUAUUUGGCAAUGCACAUUGGCCUCAUGGCACGAGACAUCAAUGUACAGUGCUGCUCAAAGAAGCCCGGUCGCGUGAGUCAAGUUUGUGCCCUGCACCAUUUCGCCGCCAGGUGUUCGCAGAUUUAGGGCUGCGCAGUGCCCGGCGCGUGCUAGAGCGACUCCGACUGGAUUUCAUCGAGCAGCAUAACUGUACCUAUUGCUCAUGUUGCUACUGCUGGUGAUAAUGACGGUGCAGGUAGUGUGCAGCAUCAUCACUACAUGCAAUGCGUGCAGUGAAUGUCAAGCAUCGUACACUCCGUGCCUUUCUGUUCUGCUGUGUGGCAAUGAGCUCCCGUUCACGUGCUGCGGGGAAGAACUCAAAGCAUGCUCAGAUUGACGUCCGUUCGCUUCUUUCAGUUGAUAUCCUCCGGACUGUGUAUAAUGAUCCUUCUUAUUUUCGAAACUAUCUUUCUGAUCCUUAUCUACGUAUUUCUUUAUUGCCGUUUAUAAUGUUUCCUCGCACGCAUACGCAAAAGCACAGCUGCACACAAAAACGUUUUUAAAUUAAUGCACAUAAUAUUAUUUGCUCUGGACCUGCUGGCUGGAGUCCAUAUUGAAUUUAUUUGAAAAGUUAAAAAUGAAAACUGUGCUUUUUUUGCUGGCACAUUUCUCACGUUCUGACUUCAAUGAUCUGUGAGCUCCUCAUGCA